AGAGGUGUAAUUGUCGAACAUCUGUCACCAAGCGAACGCUAGCUCCGUGGCUCCGUUCAAUCCCGAAAACUGCAAUACUGUCAUGGCACCCACUUUUGUGAUUUUUUGAGACAGCCACGUACAUACAUACGUACACAAGCGCGAAUUCGCAUUGUGGUCAGUGUUCGGUGAUUUUAUAUAAGACGAAUCUUUUACUCUCCCGUACACACACAGACGAUAAUAAAUCAUGAGCUCAGGUAGACCAAUAAAAUGUGUAGUAGUAGGAGAUGGAACAGUAGGAAAAACUUGCAUGUUAAUCUCAUAUACAACAGAUAGUUUCCCUGGAGAAUAUGUACCUACUGUGUUUGAUAACUAUUCUGCACCCAUGGUUGUUGAUGGAAUUCCAGUUAGUCUAGGAUUAUGGGACACAGCAGGGCAAGAAGAUUAUGACAGACUUCGUCCUCUUUCCUAUCCUCAGACAGAUGUGUUCCUCAUUUGUUUCUCAGUAACGAGCCCUUCAUCAUUCGAAAAUGUAACCAGUAAAUGGUAUCCUGAAAUAAAACAUCACUGCCCAGAUGCACCAAUGAUACUUGUUGGAACUAAAAUAGAUUUACGAGAUGAUCGUGAAACGCUUACUGCCUUAGCUGAACAAGGCCUUAGUGCUAUUAAGCGUGAGCAAGGACAGAAGUUGGCAAACAAGAUUCGUGCAGUGAAAUAUAUGGAGUGCUCUGCUCUCACGCAACGUGGACUGAAGCAAGUGUUUGACGAGGCGGUACGCGCUGUUUUAAGACCUGAACCGCAAAAACGUCGGCAAAGGAGGUGCAUUAUGUUAUAAACGAUAAAAGGAAUUGCAAAGAAAAUCAGCAUAAAUAAACGUAACGUAUAUAUAGCAACAGAUCAAAAUAGAUCUGAUAAUUGAACGCAAAGAAAAAAAUAUGAAUGUUUUUAAAGAGAAGAUGAAUAGUACAUGUGCAUUUUAACGAAUUAUUCUGGCAGCUAUAGAAUAUACCGCAUCACAGAAAGAGUACAAUUUAGAACUUUCUGGUCUCAGUUGCAUGAUGCUAAUUCGCGACCAGAAAGUUUAGACAACGAGAAAGUAAAAAAAAGAAAAAAGAAAAUAGGAUAACUAUGUAACAGUAAUUACAGGAAGAAAUUUAUUGCAGGCUUACAGAUGUUGUUUCUUAAAGUUGCGUUUAUGCAUAUAUUUGCACAUUGCUGAAAAAAUAUGUGAUUAUAAUAACGUGCGGUUGAUAAUAAUGGGAAAAGCAGCUCACAAAUAACGUUUCUUCAUAUUUUACACAAAAAAAUCUCUGUUAAUUAAUAUUGCAGUCCUGCAAACUGAUGAUAAUGCAGUGUAAAUGUGCUGUGAUGACUAAAAGCAUUAAGUACCGAAGCUUUACUUAUCAGGGCUGCCAGAUUUUCGACUUUUUACAUUUACAAUGUAGUAGGAACAUUGAUUUUAGUACAUAUAUAACGCGAUAGCUAUCAUAACAAUCACAUGCUGGAAAGUUUUACAAGAUGUAAAACUGAUAUUAUAUAGCAUUAUUUGAACAUACACAGUGCCAUAGCAACGAAGAAUCAAAUAAAUAUCACAAGCACUCUCAAUCACAAUCAGUUCUAGACAAUAUAAUGUGUGUAUUUUACUAACAACAAUUAAGAGUUUCCUAAUAUAGAAAUUUUUAACAGAAAAAGGUUUUAUCAGUCAUAUAAAUUAGAGUGUAUAAAAUAUUUUCCUAGGUCGAAGUAUAGAUUUGUCUUUCCAGUUUUUAAAAACAUUUGUUAUCUUUAAUUUAUUUAUAUUUCUAGUAAGAAAUGUGUGUAUAUGCAUAUAAAUACUGCCAUAUAAAAUAACAAACACGAAAAUUCAUAGUAUUUCUCAUAUUGUUAAAGAAAAAGAAUCGAUAAUAUUGUGUAAUAAUUGUGCAAAUUAAAUUUGAUAAUGAUGCAUAAGAUACUUUAUUGUCUAGAAUUGCAACAAGUUUUCCAAUUAUUAAAACAUAUUAAAAGAAAUAAUAUACUAUGUCUAUAUUAAUAUUUAUUUUAUUUUGAUAAAUCUAAAAAAUCAAGUUAUUUUAAUAUGAUUUUAUAUUGGAGGAUUUAAAUAAUCUCUCCUAUAUUUUAUAAUGUAAUAUUUUCGAUUUGUGCUUGUAUAAGAGUAAAAAUAUUUUACAAGUUAUUGCAUUGAUGCAAUUUGAUUAUUAACAUUAUUCGAAUAUCUUUUAUACUUAACUAAAAAUAUCCUUUAAAAAAAUAAUAAUCAAAAAAAGUAUAUCGGUUGAAUACAGAAAUGCUAGUAACAAAUAUACAGCAAUGCAAAAUACAUUUAAAUUGAAAUAUACAAAUAUAGCACAAUGUAUUUUCUUAAAUACUGUAGUAUAUCUCGCUCUCUCUUCCAUUUAUUUGUACGAGAUUGUUUACAUAAAAAAAAUUAAUACGAAAAACUAUAAUAAUUUAGAAAAGGAUAGAGAUGUCUUGUACAAAUAAGUGAUCUAUUGCUAUAAAAUUGCUCAUAUCAUUAUCUCUAAUUAAUUAAUUACUUUAUUAAAUAAUUAUAAUCAUGAUUGUACUUUUUUCUUAUUUUAGAUAUUUUUUUCUAUUUACACUAAACUAAAAGAAAAGAUUAAAUUUUAUUGCCAUAGAUACUAUUACCCUCUUUCUAAGGACCCAAUGAUAAAGUAGUGUGAUGAUAAAUGGAUAUUACCCUACUUGUGAUCAUGCUAUUUUUUUAUAUUUAAAAGAUAAAAAUAUAUAGGAGAGAUAUGACCUUUGUGCCAUAUUUGUGCUUUCCAUUUGUAAAACAGAUAUUAAAUGUCACACUUGAUAUUUUGGAAUGCGGCAAAAAUUUCCAUAAUUUAAAAUUUUUAAAGUUAAACGAAAAAAAUAUUUAAUACUAGAACGAUCGAGAGGGUGGACAGCUAUUUAGAAAAAGAAUUCUCCGUCUUAUUUCUAAAAGAAGAGAUAAGAGUAAUAUUUUUUCAUAAUGAUAAAAAAACAGAUUUCUCUUAUAAUCUGUAUUACUAAUAUUAACUCACAAAGACACACAUUUUUAAAAUAAUUAUUUUGAUUAUUUUAAUGUCAAAAUGCUAUAAAAAGCAAAUAAAAAAGACAUAUUGCAGCUUAGGUGUACAUAAUAUAUACAGAAGCAUACUCUAAAUUUUUCGAGCCUAUACCAUUUAAUUUUGAAUUGUUUCAAUUUUCGAAAUUUCUUGCAUACACGACUAUAAAUUUUAUCCCAAAAUCGCUGGAUUUUUCAAAAUAUAGAAUAGGCAAACAAAUAGAUGCAAUAAUGUUUAUGUAUUUUGUUUGAAUUAUGUGACAUGUUUUUCUGAGAUAAAAUAUAAUUAUCGCUAGAUAAUUAUGUAUGUAAAUUAUCUUGCGAUAUAUUUUUAAUAUUUUCUUACUUUCGAAAAAAUAAUAUAAUUUAUGCUAGAAUAUUCAGCAUAAAUAUUAAAAGAAUAUUUAUUAAAAAUAAUGAUUGAUCAAAUUUAGACUCUAUUUUUUUUAUCUUUUUUAUUACAAUCUCUAGGAAGAUAGUUUAAAUUCUUUAUAUGUAUAUGUAUACGCCUGCAUAUGUAUAAUAAUGUAUUAGUUAUAGCACAACUAAUAUCCUAUAAUUAUAUAUUAUAAGAUAAUGUUAUAUAUAGAUUGCAUUUUUUUGUAAGUAGUGCAUUUAUUUUACAGAUUUUAAGAUACUUGUACAUGUUAACUUUUUUUGUAUUGCAUAAUACUGCCAAGUGACAAAUUAACAGCAGCAAUGUGUAUUAGCAGCAGUAUUUGACAAUUUACUUCUAUUAUCUAUAAUCUAUGAUCUAUAUGCAUUCUUUUUGUACAAGACAUUUUUAACAUUAUUUCUUAUAAUUUGCUGAAAUAAAGCAAAUUUAGUUACAUAAUUGAUAUAAUUAAUAACAUUACUAAUAGCAAUCAAUUGAGAUAGUGUGUACAUUGCCCACAUUUUUUGAUGAUAAACUUUAAUUUGGGCAUAUAACAGUGUGAUGUAAUUUUAAUUUUUCACUACUUACAAUUUUUACACUUAAUGAUGAUCAUGCGUAAGAUGCGAAUUACUCUUUUUAAUCUUUCCUAUCUUAAACAAAAUUAUUGAGGGAUGCUAUAAACCAAAGUUAUAAUAUAUUAUAAUCUAAGAUAACAUUUACAUUUUUCUGUUAUGGACUAUUGCAAAUAAGUAUACAAAGAAUGAAUGUAUGAAAAAUGUAAAAAUAUUCUAGUCACCACGAAUCUGCUUCUAAUUUUUAUUCGUGUACACGAAUAAAAUGCUCCGAAAGAUUGUGUAUGAACAAAAAAAAAAUGCGAUCCCUAAGUAGAGCGAGUUAAUGAACGUAUGAAUGAACGAAAAAGCAGUGAAGAUAGAAAAGAAUGCGGAUAUGAAAGUAAAGAGAUGCAAUUUAAUAUUGUCAAUUUAGAUAGAAUGCAAGAAAACCAAACGCGAUGUGAGAGCAAGAAUUCUGUAGAAAUUACAAAUAUAUGUAUAUGUGCUAAGAUAUAUAACUUCAAUUAUGAAUAAUUUAUAAACAUUUGUCUCUAUUUUCGUAUGUAUAAUAGAAUUUCUUAUUUAUGUAUAAUAACAUCAGGACAGCAUAAGAGGGCAUCCUAUCACUCUUACAAAUUUUUCAAUUUUAUGAAUUUUUACGAAUUUUAUUUUCUUCUUGUGACAAUGAAAUACUUGAAUAAAUUUACAAAACAUAUAUAUAUAUAUAUAUAUAUAUAUAUAUAUAUAUAUUUCUAUUAUUAAUUUAUCUUCUCUACUAAUGCACUCUUUUGCUGUCAUAAUGAUAGCGAAAACAGCGGUAACAAAUAGCGGCCUCAAAACUGAUUUAUCGGAUUAUUCUGUUUUCUUAAGAAGAUUAUAAUUAAUAAUAACAACUAUACAAUGUGAGCAACAUGAUUACAUAAACGCAUAUUCUAUAUGGCACUAGGAAGCAUUUAUUUUUUAUUUAUAUGUAUUUUGAAAACAACUUUUUAAAAUAAACGAUACAAUAAUUACAAAA
Messenger RNA from Cataglyphis hispanica, 4982 nucleotides. It is a transcript of the gene Mtl, whose product is annotated as ras-related C3 botulinum toxin substrate 1. The transcript is spliced from 4 exons. Gene Ontology annotation, biological process: small GTPase-mediated signal transduction. The record is from RefSeq and is a predicted model, not a curated record. Bases 227 to 814 code for a protein of 195 amino acids. Gene Ontology annotation, molecular function: GTP binding; GTPase activity. Lineage: Eukaryota; Metazoa; Arthropoda; Insecta; Hymenoptera; Formicidae.